AUGAUAAAAUUAAAAAUAAACUAUUUUUUUAAAAAUGUGAACAACAUUUUUUUUUACAAAGAACGAAGGAAAUUAAUUCUUUGUAAAUUUUAUUCUAAUAAAACAUAUUUCUUAAAUAAUUCAGAAAAAGAAGAAAAAAAAAUUUAUAAAGAAAAUAAUGUAGAAAAUAAGGAUUUGGUUUAUGGAGAUUUAAAAAAGAAUAAAAUAAAUAUAGAAAAGUUAAAAAAUGAUAUUAUAGGUAUAAUUAAAGAUGUAAAAUCAAUUGAAAAUAAUGAAAUAGUUAUAUAUAAUUUUAUUGAUAUAAUUCUUCAUUUAAAAAAUAAUUUAAAUAUUUUAUUAUAUUUAAAAGAAAAAUAUCUUAUUGGAUAUCUUUGGUCUAUAUCUAAAACCAUAAAUUUUUUAGAAAAAAAGAAAUUAAUGAACAAUGAAAUAAUCUUAAAUUUGAAAUAUCUUUUCGUUUACAUUGCUAAUUCAGUUAUUAAAGAAAAAGAUUUACAAUACAAUAACACUUAUAUUAAUCUAAAACAGUUUAUUUUUUCAGUUCUAUCCAUUAGAAUAAAUAACAAUGAUAUAAAUGAAAUUAACGAUGGUAAGUUUUAUAAAGAUGAGGAUUUUAUGAAUUAUUUAUAUAAUUAUAAAAGUAAAUUUAAGGAUGAGAAAAAAGUAAAUAAAGAAGAAAAAAAUAAACAGCAAAGAAAAAAAAAAGCAAAAAAUAAUAAAUUUAAUGAUAGCAAUAAUGUAUAUAGUUUGAAAAAUAAAAACUGUUUUUUCAGUAUUUAUAAAAAAAAUAUAUUUAUGAACGUAUUUAACUCAUUACAAUAUUAUAUUAUAGAAAAGUUAAAAUGUAUUAAUCUAGAUGUUAAGACAACUAUUAAUUUCUUAGAAUACUCUAAUAAAAAUAUGAAUUAUAAUAUAAAAAUAUUAAUUAGUAAUAUAUUAUUAAAUAAAUUUCAUUCUAAUCAGAAUAUUUAUGAUUUUUCUAUUUUUGAGUUGUGUAGAUUAAUAAAUAUAAUAGUAAACUAUAAUAUAAGAAAUGCAGAUAAGCUUAUAUCAAUUAUUGUUAAUUUAUUAUUAUAUGAACAAAUUUAUAUACAAAAUGAAAUUAUAUUUAACUUUAAUUUAUUAUUACUAGAUGAAUUUUAUAUAAAUGACACAAAUUUUUCUAAAUAUGUUUUAAAAAAAAAUUCAAUUAAAAAUUUUAACUUAUGGCUUCAUAAUGGGAGUAAAAGAGACAUUUCCUCUUUAAUAAGAGAUUUUUCAAGAAUCAAAAUUAUGAAUAAUAACUUAUAUAAAAUUUUAAUUGAAUGCUUUUUAUAUAAAAUAAAUUACGUAGAUAUUAAUAAGUUGACUGAUUUAUUUGAAUUUCAUAAUAGCAUAAAUAUUUUAGAUAAAAAUUAUAAUUUAAGUAAGGUUAAAAAUUCUGAUACAAAUAUUUCAUACAGCAAAAACUAUAUGAAAAAUUUUAAAAAAUAUGAUUCAUUUAAAUUAUCAUCAAAUAUAGUAAACACAUACAAAAUAGAUAACUGUAGAGAAAAUAAAUUAGAUAAUAAUUUAAAUAGAGAGAAUAAAACAAAAAUAAAAGAAGAUAUUUUAAAAAACAUUUCUACUAAUAACAUUUCGAGAUAUCAGGGAAGCAAUAAUUUUAUAAUGAAUAUGAAAUAUAUAGAAGAAAGAAAAGAUAAUAAAUAUGAUGAAAAAAAUAUUAGCAUAUCGGAAAUAAGGAAUUGCGUUGAUGUUUUGAUAGGCUUAGCGAAUGUUAAAUAUUUUUACGAAAAAUUUAUACAUUUUUUUGUUCAUAAUAUAGUUAAGAAUGAAUAUUUUUUUAACUUGAAAAAUAUCCAAAAUAUUAUUUUAGUUAAGAGAAAUUUGCUAAUUUUAGAAUACAAUAAUUUACUUAUUUUAGAAAAAUUAUUUAAUUUUAUUAUAGAGAAUCAUAAGAUUAUUGAAAUAAAGCAACUAAUAAUGAUUUUCUAUUCAAUAUAUAGUUAUAUUAUUAAACAGUAUCAGUCGAAAAAUGUAAAAUACAAUAGUAAUACUAACAAUUUAUUUUAUACUUCUAACACUCUUAAAAAUGAUGAUUACUAUAUAGAUAAAAUUAAAGAGAAUAAUGAAAAAAAAAAAAAAAAAGAAAUUAUAUUGGAGUUAUAUAAUAUGAAAAAUAAAUUAUUUAAUCAAUUAUACAAAUUAUCAGAUAUUAUAUUUUUAAGAAAAGAAGAAAUUAAUUCUCUACAAGGUUUAGUUAAUUUUUAUUUUUCUUUAGUUAAUAGCAUAAAUGCUUUAUCUAUAGAAAAAUACAGUUUAUUUUAUGAAAAAUUUUGGUAUUUAUUAAGGAAAGAAGGAAAAAAGAAUAUAAAAGUACAAACUAUUGCUCAAAUUUUUUUAUUACACUAUAAAAACAAUAUGAUACAUAAGAAACUGUUUUUAUAUUUACUUGAUGUUUUUAUUACUUCUUUAGCAGUUGAUAUUAAUAAUAUGUGCGCUAUUACUUUUAUAUCAUAUCAUUUUAAUAUUAUAAAUAAAUCUUUCUUUAAUUUUAUUUUAAAUAUGUUAUUUAAAGAAAUAAAAAAUAGGGAAGAACAAAGAAUAACUCUAGUUAACAAUAUUAAAUAUGAUUUAAAUAAUAAUGAAAAAAAGAAUAAAAAGGUAGAAACAAUGAUGUUAUAUAAAAAUAGUAGUAUUAAUAAUAAUGAGUUAUCUUUUAUUGAAGAAUAUAGAUUAAAUGAAGGAAAUAUCAUUAGUGAUUUUAAUAAGAGCAUAGUUUAUAACACAUUUGAUGAAAAUUAUGAUUUUUUUAAUGAUUUAAAUAAUUUUUUAGGUGUUAAUAAUAAUAAUUCAAAGGAGGAAAUAUAUAAUAAACUAAUUAAAUGUAUAUGGCCUUUAGUUUUAAGCAGUUUUUUUCUUGAAAGUUCAAAAAUUACAUUUCUGAAAAUUUGUUUACUACUAAAAAAGAUAUUCAAGAAUAAAAUUAUUUUGAAUGAAGAAGAACGUAAUAUAGUAUAUCAAAUAAUGUUAGGUUUAAAUUUAUAUUAUAAGAAAAAUAAUUUAAAAAAUCAUUUAAAUGUCCCUGUUACUUUUUAUAUUCCAUAUAGCAUACUAAAAGAGGCAAUAAAAAAUAACAUCAAUUUACAAAAAAAAAUAAAUAUAUCUAGUUUUCAAUAUAAAAUUUCUAACUAUUUUAAUAAAAAAAGAAUAAUGUAUAAAUCAGAAUAUUCUUUAAAAUAUGGCAUAAUAGUUGAUUUUUUACUUUAUAGAAAUAAUAAACCAUUUUUACUGUUGGAAAUUGACGGAAUAUAUCAUUAUAAUAUAUCCAAUGAAAAUAACUAUGAGUUAAAGUAUAAUAAUAUAUUUUUAAUGAAAAAUGGAAGAACAAUAUUUCGUAAUAAUUUAAUGCAAGUUUUAUACCAACUGAAAUUUAUAUCAAUACCUUGGUUUUUUUUUUUACAAUCUGAAUCCUUUAAAAAAUUACAAAUUAUAUUGAAAAAAAAUGAACUGUAG
This is a messenger RNA of Plasmodium relictum, 3495 nucleotides long. RefSeq names its product conserved Plasmodium protein, unknown function. NCBI's taxonomy places the organism in Eukaryota, Apicomplexa, Aconoidasida, Haemosporida, Plasmodiidae. Bases 1 to 3495 code for a protein of 1164 amino acids. The transcript has a single exon. The record is from RefSeq and is a predicted model, not a curated record.